GACAGGGCCCACAUGAUACAAGAAAGACAUUUUUUCUUGCCUCUGUCUGACUAGCCUUUACCACUUGGACACCAUGAAAUCAGCAGUCUUUGUCCUACUCUUGGGUCUGACAUUUAUAGCCAUUACAGAAUGUGCCAAAUGCAGGAAGCAGGUUGAUUGCAGUAGUUACAAAAAGUUACCUCCAGGAGAAGAGAGAUUAUGUACUGAGAUCUAUGCACCCAUUUGUGGAUCGGAUGGCACAACAUACAGCAAUGAAUGCUUCUUUUGUUCUGAAGUUGUGAAAAGUGAUGAAGAACUUAAAUUCAAACAUUUUGGUGACUGUUAAACCUAUUUUGUGAUUCAAAAAUGUUUCAUGCAUCUGCCCCAAAGAAACACUAAUUCCUUUUCCUAUCUAAUCAACACUUCAUUGCCUAAUCAUGUCACCAUAAAGACUUGAUGUCCUUGCAAAAUAAAGGAGAUUUGCGUAGCAUAAA
Molecule: messenger RNA, 473 nt
Organism: Erinaceus europaeus (western European hedgehog)
Lineage: Eukaryota; Metazoa; Chordata; Mammalia; Eulipotyphla; Erinaceidae
Product: serine protease inhibitor Kazal-type 9-like
Exons: 4
Coding region: 74-325 (83 amino acids)
Molecular function (GO): protein binding; serine-type endopeptidase inhibitor activity
Source: RefSeq, a predicted model, not a curated record